Molecule: messenger RNA, 684 nt
Organism: Rangifer tarandus platyrhynchus (Svalbard reindeer)
Lineage: Eukaryota; Metazoa; Chordata; Mammalia; Artiodactyla; Cervidae
Source: the annotation of a GenBank genome assembly
AUGACAGCAUCCUAUCACUCUGUGGCGAGGUUCCGGGAUGCUCCAUACAGCCUCGCCGCGGUGGGGUAUUCUGAUGUCUUCCUCAAGUCCCGGCACAACUUUGGCUUUCCGGAUACCUACUCCACAAAAAGGCUGGGCGCGCCCCGGACACGCACCACCGGCAGCGGACGAUGCGCUGACAAACUGACGACAGUUCUACAGGCAGCACCCUCCCACUCCCGGGCCUCGCCAAACCUCGCGAUACCGUACCCCUCCCGCAGGUUCGCAGUCCAAACGGUUCAGCGGACCUGGAACCUUCUAAACUCCUGCGCACGCGCUCUAUGGCCCUUAACGUCCCGGUUCCGCCCUUCCCUGGUCACGCCCUUCUCGUUAGGGAGCUCCCCGCCCCCACGCCACGCCAAUCAUCACUUCUUUCCUGGGGCGACCUCGCAACAGGCCUCUGAUUGGCUGAUCUUGUGCGAACGCCACAGAAAGGCGGUGACGAUAGGCUGGGAGCCGGUUGCAGCCUUCCCGCAGGAUGCGCGGAAGGUGAUUGGUCGACACCGUUACCCAAUCAGCGGCGGGCUGUCGGAUUCAAACCUGGCUCGUUCGGCUUACGGUCGGUUGGUCUCAGUCGAGUCGUUGCUUUCACCUGACGCAGACGUUCCCUCACCUGCGCCCUGUCUUCGUGCCGCGUCGCUCUAG